AUGAAGAGUUCCCCUUUGAGAGUUCCCAAGGAGUGGUCUUGCUGCAAAAAAGUACAUCUGCGACGGGAGAUGGGCAUGCAUCAGCCACAGCAGCCACCCUCCGCUAGUGAAGGCCUCUCUUUGUCAAUGGCCAUGAGCCUUUGUCGUCUUUCUUUUGACGACUUGGAUCCAAAGUUAGGAGGAGGAACAUACGGGGAGGUGUACCCAAUGCGAGCUGGUGCUCUGUCAGGCGGCCCUUGCAUCCCCACAGCGGCACAAGCUGAAGGAGCGAAAGGAGCUGCACAAACAGACGAUCCAGGCCCCAAAUUCGCCGUGAAGGUCUUUAGACUGAGGGGACUAGUUGGACUAAUGAAAGCGGCGGAAGAGGGGCAAAAGGAACUGAGGGCCCCUGAGUUGCAAGCCCUUAAGAAGGCAGCAAGCGAGCUCAAUGCAGAUGCCUCAAAGGAGGAACGCGUGUCUCUGUUUGCUACCGUGGGGAGACGGUAUGUUCACUGGUCGUUGCCUCUGGGGAGAGUGCUUGUCAAGGACAAACAUCAGAGACUCCACUGGGGUGUUCUCGUAAAUUUGUUUGACGGCGAUCUGGAGCCUCAAGCCAAUCGCAAUUCCGACGGCUCAAUCCUGGACGGGUGGGCUGUUGGGGAACGCAACGCGGUGCUGAAGGAGAUUUUCGCGGAAAAGAGCUCGCUCUUAUCGUUAUCGUCCAAAGCCAUUCAGCCAUUUGUUUACAUGCACAAUUUCUUCGGGUUCGGACACUUUGACAUUAAGCCAGCCAACCUUCUUUACUCGAGAAACCCAACGGUCCAGUUAGCGGCGGGUGAUUUUGGAAUGGCAACUCUCCUGGGGCAGAACGUACUCAUGCGAGGAACAGUUGCUUUUAUGGCUCCGGAAAUAGAGAGGCCCAAGAAGCAAACAACCCCACCCCCGCGAAUCGUAGCUCUUCCCGAGCAUGAUGUGUUUGCCCUGGGCCUGACACUCGCUUAUUUCUGGAGCGUCUCUGCUUUUUGUCCUGUCUCCUAUCCAUGGGUGGAACGCUGCAUUGUACCACAUAUACAGAAUGGAGCUACAUUCUCCUUCGAUACCAUGUCGAGCACCGUGUCUCCCCAGUUGUAUACACCAAUCGUGAAGAAAGAACUAAAGAAAUGCCUGCAACCGGGCGGCAGGGUGGAUAAGUUGUACAGCUCUAAAAUGCCCUUUGUCAUUAAAUUGAAAAUUGCGCAAAUGACAGAAGUCAAUCCGAAUCUUCGCAUCUCCAUGAACAACGCCUUCAGUUUUAUGGCAGGUAAAGUGAAGCCCCUAUGGAAGCAUUUAAUAAGCUCGCCUUUGAGUGCUUUAAAAAACAAGGAGGCAAGAGCAGUCUUUUGCUGGAUGAGAGCAAAAUAUCGUGGCCAAGAGGACAUAACCACAUGUAGUGGCAGUUCACGUCACCAAGAUAUGUGGUCCCUUGUCUUUUCGAUGCAUGAUCUGUGCCCUGUGCAUUCAGUUACCAUGGCCUUGGAAACGGUACGGGGAACCUCGGUAGAAGACGGUACGCGACUUCUGGAAGAAACAAAGCAGACCAGUCUUUUCCAACUCUCUCUCAAGAUGAGUCGAUUGGAAAAGAUUGACACGCAGGGCCAGGAGAGACAGCAACAAGCCACAAGAGUCCUUAGAGCACUUCAGGACCUGGCCAUUGGGAGUACGCUAAAAGAGGUCGUUGAAGCAGCUGUCAGUCCGGUUGCUCUGGAAGAUUUACUCUCUCUCGACGUCUUGCCAGCAGUGACUGACGAGGAGAAGGCAACAGUCAGAAACGAGCUCGAAAAGGCUCUGCAAUGGGCCCCUGUGCGUCAUCAAGAGGGUCAAACGACGGGGGCAACCCACGCGGAUCGCGUUGACGCAGUCUUUGGACUCAGUCUAGAUGGCUUGGAAGUCCGUAUUGAGCAGGAAAUUACCGAUAGGAAAAUGGAGGCAGCCAGCGUGGCCGUGUCAAAGGCCGUCCAGGUGUAUGUAAAUGAGGAGUACUCACUGGAGCCCAACACUCAGCUGCUAGAUGAGACGCCAAGCGAAGCAGCCAUUUCAACUAUUCUCCGCUCUGUAGGCGUCAACCCAGAGAGGGAAAGCGAAGUUACGAAGUACCUCUCGGACAGAGCUUGUGCUUCGUAUGUGUCCUGGACGUCUGCGGAUCGUCUUGUGCGCGUCGCCCUUCGGCGUUGCGUUUCAUCCGUCUCCUCCGCCUCUGCUAUACAUCGCAAGUAUGCAAGUGGAAACGCUGUUACCGAAGAGGAAGCCACAGCUCUACAGGAUUGCAUGUGGGCUGAGGUAAAAGCAGCGACUGCCGAAACACAUUACGGCCUGCCCUGGGGUGUUUCUGGAGCAAAAAUGGAUUUUGGAUUUUCAGAGAGUCAAGUAUCUCGGAUAGUUCGAGAUAAGAUGAUCAAAGUGAUAAGCAAAACUGCUUGGUCAGUGGAGAACGCCAAGAAGCUCCUUUUACUACAAAUAAAAAGGGCUGUCUACCGCCUGCCAUCUGACUCGCUCCCCGGGGGCACUAAUCUGCGGGGUGUAUAUGCAGCAGUGCUAAGGGAGAUGCAUAAAGAUCACUUUGUCCCUCUACCUUUCGGGGUUUGGGAUGAACGCGAAGAAUAUAUUGAGGCGCUUUACGAUAUCAAACUAAGUUUUUUUAGGGAGUUAGUCGCGUAUACUGCAACUAAAGAGGAGCUCUCCAAGAAAGCCGCAGAGAUACUCCACGCACUGGACCCAGAAGAAAUCGAAGGCUUGACGACACUCUCAGUCAGCGUGAAUGGGGCAUUCCUGAGAUCUCCUAAAACCAACAGACAAAUUGGCCGCCCAGCAGUCAAGCAUUUGAAGCUGCCCCCCGAAGCCACUGCUGGAUAUGUCAACGAACACUUCACCAACAUCCUAGCCACCAGUCUGUGCCCCCCUGUGUGGGUGCUCCUUCGUUCAAUUCGCAGUAGUCUGGCCCCCGGGUGCAGCCGCUACAAAGCCAUUUUGAAGCGGAAGAUGGCAUCAGGAAAGUACGAGGCGCUGGAGAACACCGAGAUACUGCAGGGGGGAGAAGGGCAGAAAGACCGACUCAGGCUUUACGCAGUGCCGCCAGCCACGGGCACGAACGCAAGGACCCCUAACAACUGCUUCUUGUGGACAGCUGAAAUCCUAAGACCGGAGUCUUACACCGUCCUGCCUGCGGCGCCAAGCCCCUAG
Cyclospora cayetanensis is the source of this 3195-nucleotide messenger RNA. RefSeq lists its product as uncharacterized. NCBI's taxonomy places the organism in Eukaryota, Apicomplexa, Conoidasida, Eucoccidiorida, Eimeriidae. Gene Ontology annotation, cellular component: nucleus; cytoplasm. Gene Ontology annotation, molecular function: ATP binding; protein serine/threonine kinase activity. Gene Ontology annotation, biological process: protein phosphorylation; mitotic DNA damage checkpoint signaling. The record is from RefSeq and is a predicted model, not a curated record. The transcript has 14 exons. Bases 1 to 3195 code for a protein of 1064 amino acids.